CAGUGUGCGUCUGUGAUUCUUUAUGGCAGACGCCAACAGGGAGUUAAAUAAAAUGGCGACUGCUGGUUCAGUGGUGAUAUGUGUUGUGAGAAAACAUUGAAGAUUUUCCGCGUGUAGUUCAAUAAACAAUGUUCGGCGGAUGGAACUAGUUGUUGCAUGAAGUGAGGUGAUUGCGUUUCACGGACUAAAGAUGACAGCUAACAUGUAUAGAGUCGGCGAUUAUGUGUAUUUUGAGACGUCCUCGACGUCCCCGUACCAGAUCCGGAGGAUCGAAGAACUGAACAAGACGGCGUCCGGAAACGUCGAGGCGAAAGUGAUGUGCUUCUACAGGCGGCGGGACCUGCCCAAUCCUUUGAUUCAGCUCGCCGAUAAACACCAAUGUGCCUUAGACGAAUCGACGAGUGGUGCGAGUCCGGCGAGUGAUUCAAGUAGACCAGCUGUAGCAACAGCGACAGCGGUAACGGCGACAACAACAGCAGUACCAGCAGAUACAUCAGGUUUCUCGUCGAAACAGCGACACCAGAUGAAACACCGGGAGCUGUUCCUCUCUCGACAGGUGGACACGUUGCCGGCGACGCACAUCCGUGGAAAGUGCUCGGUGACUCUCUUCAACGAAACCGAAUCGUUGCAGUCGUACUUGAACAAGGACGAUAUGUUUUUCUAUUGUUUGGUGUACGAUCCCACACAGAAGACGCUGUUGGCAGACAAGGGGGAAAUCCGAGUAGGCAGUCGAUAUCAAAGUGACGUGACGAACCUUCUCAAGGAAGGAGAAAGUGAUGGACGCUCGUUGUCGGAACUUGAGACCCUCGUGUGGACACCUGAACACGGUCUUUCGGACAGACAGAUAGAUCAGUUCCUCGUCGUGUCACGUUCGGUCGGAACUUUCGCGCGCGCCCUUGAUUGCAGUUCCAGUGUUAAACAGCCCUCCUUACACAUGUCGGCGGCGGCGGCGAGCCGCGACAUCACCCUCUUCCAUGCGAUGGACACAUUGCACAAACACGGGUACGAUUUGUCAGGGGCACUCUGCUCGCUGGUGCCAUCCAGCGGGCCUGUCCUCUGUCGCGACGAGAUGGAGGAAUGGAGCGCCUCUGAGGCGAACCUCUUCGAGGAAGCCCUCGAUAAAUAUGGCAAGGACUUCAACGAUAUACGCCAGGACUUCCUGCCCUGGAAAACGCUCAAGAAUAUAAUAGAAUAUUAUUAUAUGUGGAAAACGACUGACCGAUACGUACAGCAGAAACGAGUAAAAGCAGUAGAAGCAGAAUCCAAACUUAAGCAAGUCUACAUUCCUAAUUAUAAUAAACCAAAUCCCGCGCCGCUCAACAAUAAUAAAGGGGUUGUGAACGGUAGCAGCAAUGGCAACUCUGAACCAGUCGUUUCGAUAGGCGGGAAAGCAUGUGAAUCCUGCAAUGUGACCGUUUCGAGUCAAUGGUAUGCGUGGGGUCCGACGCAUUUGCAGUGUCGACUUUGCCAAACGUGCUGGCAGUAUUGGAAGCGUUACGGAGGACUGAAGAUCCCCUCGAGGUACGGCGAGUGCGAAUUCGACGCCGUCAAGAAGAAGUCUGGUAGCGAUGGCGAGGAGGACAAGAUCAGCUCAGCCCCGUCGCACCGUCCCCAUCGUUGCAACAUCGGAGGCUGUGGGAAGGAGUUCAAGUUGAAAGCCCAUCUGGCUCGUCACUACGCCACAGCACACGGCAUCAUGGUCCGGUCCGGAUCUCCACGUCCUAUAAUGAAAACUCGGACAGCAUUCUACCUGUGCACGACGCCACUGACGAGGAUCUCGCGCCGCCUCUGCAGACACAUCAUGCGGCCCAGGCACGCCAGCCGCGCGCCCUUCUUCGCCAUCAACAUACAGGCGGUGAAACAAGAGUGUGGUCUUCAAAUGACCGGGAAGAGCGUACCGGAACUGAAGCAACUGCUGAUUUAUCGAAAGAAGAACAGGGGCAGCGUGACGAUGAUCGCCAAUCGUCUGGGUAAUCCAGGUGGUCCAACUCCACAAUGGCUCAUUUUGACCGACAAGGAGCUGUUGCCGAAGCCGGAGAAGGUCGCCUACCCAAAACCACCGAAGGCUCCUGACGGCAGUCUGCUUUACGAGCGGGUGCCCAACAAACCGGAGGCAGAGAAGAUACCACUUAAUAAUAUGUCGCCUUCCAUUAAAAAGAGACCCUACGACGAAAUGAAUGGAGGCGUAGACAGCUUCUACUCUGAUUUGGAUUGGGAUGAUGGUCCCAUUCUGGCCGGGCCGCCUCCUAAACGCCUGAGCAAGGACCCAAUGCCCAUCAGCAUGACGCGUCCCAUCGUCGGAGACUCCUACAGUUCGUCGAUGGUCUCCAACAUACCAACUACCCAGUCGCUGCCACGUCACAUUGCACAGAUUAACGGCAAACCUAAAAUAGCUCAUAUGACCCGCACGGGUUCAGGAAGGAAACAGGUGAUUAGUUGGAUGGAUGCUCCGGAUGACUUGUAUUUCCGUGCAACAGAUAGUAGCAAAAAAAUGCGUAAACAAAUCCCAACAACAGAAUUACGGAGGAUCGCACGUAAGCCUUGGCGAAUGGCUAAAUCUAAAGAGGAUCUACAAGUUGUGGUUCUAGACUGACAGUAAUCAUAAUAAUAUUAAAUGAGCAAUUUAAAAACAGUGUUGCCAAAAAAAAAAUGAAUAAAAUAUACAAGAGUGUGAUCACGGGAAUUUGAAUCGGUGCGACAGUAAUUACCGCAAAACAUAUAUUAAUUACAAAAAAAAUAAUAAUAAUAAAAAAAAA
Molecule: messenger RNA, 2756 nt
Organism: Nicrophorus vespilloides
Lineage: Eukaryota; Metazoa; Arthropoda; Insecta; Coleoptera; Silphidae
Gene: MTA1-like
Product: metastasis-associated protein MTA3
Exons: 8
Coding region: 191-2593 (800 amino acids)
Biological process (GO): negative regulation of transcription by RNA polymerase II
Cellular component (GO): nucleoplasm; NuRD complex
Molecular function (GO): transcription coactivator activity; histone deacetylase binding; chromatin binding
Source: RefSeq, a predicted model, not a curated record